Glossina fuscipes is the source of this 7297-nucleotide messenger RNA. RefSeq names its product PDZ and LIM domain protein Zasp (gene Zasp52). The transcript is spliced from 16 exons. Gene Ontology annotation, biological process: heart development; muscle structure development; actin cytoskeleton organization. Lineage: Eukaryota; Metazoa; Arthropoda; Insecta; Diptera; Glossinidae. The coding region runs from base 26 to 6964 and encodes 2312 amino acids. Gene Ontology annotation, cellular component: filamentous actin; adherens junction; stress fiber. Gene Ontology annotation, molecular function: muscle alpha-actinin binding; actin binding. The record is from RefSeq and is a predicted model, not a curated record.
GUCAUCAUCGUCAUCAUAAUCAAUUAUGUCUCAACCACAAUUAUUGCAAAUUAAAUUGUCACGUUUCGACGCUCAACCCUGGGGUUUCCGUUUGCAGGGUGGCGUUGAUUUUGCCUCACCUCUUUUAGUACAAAAGGUUAAUGGUGGCAGUUUAGCUGAACAGGCCGGUUUAAUGCCCGGCGAUUCUGUUGUUAAGAUUAAUGAUGUCGAUGUUUUCAACUUACGCCACAAGGAAGCCCAAGAUGUUGUAGUACGCUCUGGCAAUAAUUUCGUGAUGACAGUUCAAAGAGGUGGCUCAACUUGGCGUCCUCAGAUUACACCCACCGGUCAAUUACCUCAACCUAAUUCCCCUUAUUUGCAAACAGUGACGAAAACUUCUCUUGCUCACAAACAAUUAGAAUCCCAACACGUUGGUUGUGGCUACAACAACGCAGCCAAGCCUUUCACCCAAGGCGUUGAUGGCAGUGUCAAGAGUAUUGUCAAUAAGCAAUACAAUAGCCCAGUUGGCAUUUAUAGCGAUGAAUCUAUUGCGGAAACACUUUCAGCUCAAGCCGAAGUUUUGGCGGGCGGUGUCCUCGGUGUUAACUUUAAGAAAAACGAAAAGGAAUACCAUGCUGAAAAGUCGGAAGUUUUAAAAUUGCUACGUGAAGAAGAGUCUGGAAAAUCAACUCCAGCAUUCAAUAUUCAUCCACACCAAGAACCACAACAACAAUAUCAACAACAACAUCAACAACAACAACAUCAGCAACAACAACAACAUUAUCAACCAUCAUUUACAAGGCAUGUCAGUCCACCAGUUAGUUCACCAAAACCUCCAAGUACUGGUGGUUUGCCAACUGGUCAAAAUAUCUGUAGUGAUUGUGAACGUCUCAUUACUGGUGUUUUUGUACGCAUCAAGGAUAAGAAUUUACACGUUGAAUGCUUCAAGUGCGCUACUUGUGGUACGUCAUUGAAAAAUCAGGGCUACUAUAAUUUCAAUAACAAGCUCUACUGCGACAUUCAUGCUAAAUUAGCGGCAUUACAAAAUCCACCAGCCGGCACUGAGGGUUAUGUGCCAGUGCCUAUUAAACCGAACACUAAAUUAAGCGCCUCGACAAUCUCUUCGGCCUUGAGUGCUCACGGUUACAAUGGCGUAGCUAAUGGCAAUUCCGGAACACCGACCCCAUCAUCGCAUGAAGACAAUUCUAUUGUAGACUUACCACUGCCACCACCGCCAUCGCCGACACAAUUGCAACAAUACGAAAAUCAAACAUAUCCGAAUACAGUAAAUAUCACAACAGAACAACAACAACAACAGCAACAACAACUUCACAAUCAGCAUACACGUACAUAUAGUAGUUUAUCAUCAUUAUCCACGGGCUCCAAUAUCACCAAUUCCUCUCAGUCCCUAUCGCCUUUACCGUACAAUUGUAAUCAGCAACAGCAUAAUGAAACGACAGCAUCAACUUUGUCAUUGGAUCGUUUUGGCAGUUCACCCAUACACUCAAGGCAAACGUCAUCAUCUUCAUCAUCGUUAGGCCAUGGGGGGGGUGGCACAAUCAGCGGCUGCAGUGGUAAUGGCGGCGGUGGUGGUUUAGCUGAUGGCUCUAAUUAUAUCUCAAUGCCACCAGUACCUCCACCACCCCCUUUAACCCAGCGUCACAAUAAUAGCAAUGCACAACUGCUGCAGAAACAAAAUGAAAAUGAAUUGAAUGUAUAUAAUAAAAGCAAUGAUGGUCAACAGCAGCAGCAGCAACAACAACAACAGCAUCUCCAAUCACAACGGCAACAACAGCAAGAGCAGCCAUUCACACAAAAAGUUGUUGCACCGAACGCAUCAACAUCUAUAAUAGUUAGUUCAUCACAAGUAGAUAAAGUAAGAGAUUCGGUUAAUAGUAACUGCAACAGCAACUGCACGACCGUCACCAACGCUACUAACGAAAUGUUCCCUACAAUGGCUACGAUGCCAUCGAAUAUUACCUCCGCCGAUAAUGGCGAUAAACCAUUUGAAUAUGUUACAUUAACGGGUAAUGUUAUACGUAGCGUCGUACCUCCCGGCAAGGGAUCGAAUGUUAAUUACAAGGUCAGCCAAGGAUACGUACGUCCAUUUGGUGCUAUACCAGCGACUACCACUCCAAGAUCAUCAGUUAUUUAUCCACCGCAACCUCAACAAUGGAGUGCAUCGGCACCCCCACCGACCCAAUCGAAGCCAAUUAGCAAUCCUUACGCCACAUUGCCUCGUAGCAAUGUAGGACAACAAGAGCCCUCUGAGCAAAGCUUGCAUCCGCAACAUGCCGAAACGUAUUUUGAGGACGAUUACGAAGUUGAGCAGGCAAAUAAGCAAAGUCGUGGGCCAUUGGUUUGGCCACCUCCUGAGGAUGAAAAUCGUCGAACUCCCACUGCAACGCCUCUUUAUAUAGCACCACCGGGAACUCAGCACAUUGCUGUCAAGCCACUCGAAGAAAAACCCGUAGAAAAGUUGGAACUAUCCAUAACGACAGGUAAACACCUUUCCUCUUGUUCAGAAAAUCAAGAAUCGACCAAAUGUCAUUGGCAAAGUCGUUCUGCGCCUCAAUUAACUAACGCUGUACAGCAUACAGAAUGUGAAUCUGGCUCUGAUAGUUACACCUCUACUUCAACUACUACUACCACAACUUCUGAGGAAUACCAACGUAUGUACGCCGCUCAGGUACAUGCUUACCAAAUGCAACAGUUAUAUGAGCAGUCUGGCUCUGACUUCGAUUAUCACAUGGAUAUGGAAGUGGCUGCAAUGCAACAAAGACAGCAAGAGCAUCAUGAACAUUUCAAUCUUACCUCUGCUGAGUAUUUGUCUGGCCGUCGCAGCACUCAAGAGUGCGCAGAAACUUUGGCUCCUUCAUUAAACACUUUUAAAUUGGUGGACAUGGUAAGAGAAGUUACUCCCAGCCCUGUGCCGCAAUCUAACAACCAAGCUUCACGGCAUGUGGCAUUUGUCGAUAAACCCGAAGUAAAAGAAGUCGAUUUAAUACCGGAGCAACUUAGUGAAGGUAAAGAAGAUAAUGAAUCAAACUCAGAUGAACAGUUACCAGAAUUACAAAAAGACAACGACACAGAAGAGACUGUUAAUGAACAAGACUGUUUAAUUAAAGAAGAUCGUUCCCAGAUACUUGAAAGCCAAAGAAUCUUUCAACCUACUCCUGAAAUUAAAAUAGAUAUUGCCCCCGUACGUCAGAUUCCUCCUACAAAAAUUCCUAAUCCUGUACCGAAACAAUGGAUAAAUCCCAUGGUCGCCGUUUUGACCACAGCACCUGAGGUACCUUUUCAUAUGAUGGAUUGUUUGCCCCCACCUACUCCUUGCGACGAGUGCUGUUGUCAAGCUGGAAGCGAUCCGGAAGUCGUCAAAGAAAUUCCUGAUCGCCCACCAAAUGAUAAUGCACCCGAACCCUUUGAAAGACCUCCUUCUGCCGAGCCUGAAGAGACUGUAAUAUUUCGCGAAAAUCCUCCUCAAGGUUCAUGGCUAACAAAAGCUAUAACCACUGCCCCUGAAUUUCCGUUGAAGUUUGUCCCACCUUCUUCACAAGGUAUACCUUUACCCGAAGAAACUGAAGCCUACAUGCCCCCUCCUAUCGAUAUGAAACCUUACCUGCGUGAAGACUAUCGACCCAAGUCACCUUUUGUCAGUGCCCUUACAGUUGCCCCAGAACGACCAUUCGAAGGUCAUUUCGAUCGCGAUGUACCCAUACAUCUGUUGGAUUUACCUACUCCUAAAGAGCGAUUGACUCUAACCGAUGCUUUGGCCACGGCGCCUGAGCGGCCCUACACACCACUCAAUCCUGAAAAUGCUACUCAUAUGUUUGAAGAAAAACAAAAAGAACAAGAAAAGAAAAAAUUGCAAUUUCAAAUACUGGAUAGGGAAGAAGAGCUUGGUCUAAGGAAAGAGACAGCAAUGGAAUUUUACACAACCGAGAGAAAACAAAGUAAAGCAUUUGCGGCCAUGCAAGCAUUCCAGUGUUCCCGCGAACCUUUGUCCUCUACAGAUCCUCCAAAACAUUCAUUGUCCUAUGCAAAAGAUGAAACCAAUCUCGAAUUUCAAAAGUAUUGCAGCGCUCACGAGCGCUAUCAUAAAAGACGUGAUUAUUUCACAAAAAAGGAGCAAGAGCUCCAAGAGCAACUAAAACAACAACAACAACAGCAACAACAAACCAACAUUAGAACCACACAGCAAACUAACAAACGUGACGAGUCCACUUUAUAUUCCUCUGCCAAACAAAGCUCUUCCACUAACUCCUCUUCCGCAGUCCAACAAAUGUCCAUCAGAUCACAUGCUUCCUCGAAUUUAACUCAAGAGCAAAAGUCAUCGUAUUCCUCCACAUAUGAAUCCGCAACUGCUAAAACCGUUUCCUCAAAGAUCGAUACCCAAGAAAUCAUUCAAGAGACGGCUGAAGAUCUUGAACACUCUGAAGUGAUAUUUCCACCACCGUCCCCGCUUAGUCACAUGAAGCAAAAAGCAACAUUAUCUGGUCUCCACCGACCAGAAACCUUGCCAAAAUAUCAACGUAACUGGACAGUCUUGCCUACUCAAAGCCCUGUGCGCACUCCUGAACCGUCUGAAUUGCGUGAAAACGUCCCCCUAGCUUUUGUAGAUACACCCAAAACUCCUAGAGUGGCAGAUGGAGUUGAGAGCAAUGCUGUGCAUAAGCCUGUGGCUAAAUUGUGCGCACAAACAAGUGCAAGUUCCACUGUUGCCCAAAGUUCAAUCACAAGUGCUUCAACUGUCUCAAAUUAUCAACAAAGAGUCAGUGAACAAAGGCAACAGCAAUCUGCAACCUUGGCAAAUUCGAACGCUUGUACGCAACACACGGUGCCUACCACCGUACCUAUUAUAAUUGAAGACCGGUCUGGCCCAGUAACAAUGGCUUUUCAAUCUAUAGAUGAACACAUGAUUAGGGAUGAAUCGCAGACACCAUCCAGACCAUAUACGCCAUCUUCUUUCACGAAUAAGCCGGCGCCUAUAAUUCCACCCUAUCAAACACCCGAAAAGUUAUGCUUUGAUGAAUGUGCCCCAACUCACGGUAAACUUUAUGAUCGUUGUUCAGUAUCUCCUUUGCCAGAUCGUGCACGUUCCCCAGCUCCUGGUCCGCCACCAAAUCCAUUGGCAGCUAUACGAGCACCCCGAUUAAAGGACGAUGAAAUGGCAUCUGUCUCACAACGUAUGUUGCAGGCGGGAUCUAUUACCACAGGUCAAAGUUAUUUAGGGGCUCAACAAGCAAAACAACAGGGUCAACUUUUGGCUCACACUGAGACCAGCAGCCAAUCGGCUAUGCAAAGCUAUAUGGAAAAACCUGAGAAACAUGAUCAAUUGAAAGUCGGUAACGUUGUGGUACAAAAAACCGAGAAAGAAUCCCGAUUGGAAGAACAAAAACAAAGCCAAUUGGAAAGUCACACAAAAACGCAAAUGGGUAACGUACAAAUAGAGCGCAGACGCAAAGUAACUGAAGAAUUCGAACAUACUUCAAGUGCAAAAACAACUGAAAUACGUACUGGAUCUCAGAAUGCGAGUUCUGAACGUCGCCAAAGCUAUGGAAAAACCGGAUAUGUCGCUAAUCAAGCAAAACGUUUGUCGGGUUUGGAAGAAGAAAUUUCAAACUUAAGUAGCCAAUCGCAGGCCAUUAGUGCUCGCGCUGCCAACUUGACAGAAACAAAAUUUCCUGAAGUCCAUGGUGAAGGAGGUGCUGCACUUUUCCCAAGUAAACCAAUGGUACCUUCUUACAGUGAAUCUAAAACCGCGAGUUAUGUCGUUUCUGGAGCUCCUGAUAUCAAAAUGGUUAGUUCGUUUGCAGGCAAAACAAUGCAACCCCAAGAGCACCUGUCAAAUGUGCAUGAAGCAUCUGUGGUUUCCGCAAAGCAACAACAACAGAAAUCAUUAAGCGCAUAUUCAAGUAACAUUUCAUCUUCAGUCGCAUCAUGCUCACAACAACAACAACAAAGACAAGCUAACGCCGUUAGCUGCAGUUUAACUAAAGCUUCUGCUACUAAUCAAGCUUAUGCGACUAGCAUCGCCACUAACCAAUACACAAGCACUACGUCUCAAAACGUAUGCCCAACAAUGGGCGCUUUGUGUGGCUCUCGUGACACUUGCUGCAAAUCGCAGCAGCCGGUACAAACGCCGUCUGUGAACAACUACAAUAACAACUAUCGGCCAAACGCUUCUGCAGGUUUAACUGAUUUUGAACCACCGCAAACUAGAGCUACAAGCUUUGCAGCACCACAGUCAGUAAUGCAAACACCAUUAACAGCACCAGCUCCGACUACAACAGCUGUUCCAACAUCAACUAACUAUAAUAUUGGAUCUAAUGUUGCUGAUGGUUCUUCAGGUGGAAUGGCUUCUAAAGGUGGCGCUUAUGGAGCUACUUCGGCUCCUAAACGUGGACGAGGCAUUAUAAAUAAAGCCGUCGGACCCGGGGUCCGAGUGCCAUUGUGCAACAGUUGCAAUACCCAGAUCAGGGGUCCUUUCAUUACCGCUUUGGGUCGUAUAUGGUGCCCCGAACAUUUCAUUUGUGUUAAUGCGAAUUGUCGCCGUGCCUUGCAGGAUAUAGGCUUUGUAGAAGAAAAGGGCGACUUGUACUGUGAGUAUUGUUUCGAAAAAUACUUAGCUCCUACUUGCAGUAAAUGCGGGAACAAAAUUAAGGGUGAUUGCUUAAAUGCUAUUGGCAAGCACUUCCACCCCGAAUGCUUUAAUUGUGCUCACUGUGGUAAAUUGUUCGGCAAUACACCCUUCUUCCUUGAAGAUGGUAAUCCUUACUGUGAGGCCGAUUGGAAUGAGCUAUUUACAACUAAAUGCUUUGCUUGUGGUUUCCCAGUUGAAGCGGGCGAUCGAUGGGUAGAGGCUUUGAAUCACAACUAUCAUAGCCAGUGUUUCAAUUGCACCUAUUGUAAACAAAACUUGGAAGGUCAAAGCUUCUACAAUAAAGGCGGUCGUCCCUUCUGUAAAAAUCAUGCCCGUUAACUGACUCCGUGUAUGCCUUAAUGCAUCUGUAAUAUUUAAGAGAAUGUUAUAACAUAGUUCUUCCCGGCGUAUAAGUACCGAUCUUACAUGUAACACAUAACGCUCGGCAUCAUCAGGGAUAAUUUAUGCACAUAAAAAGUUUAUUGUUUCUUGGACAAUACCAAUAUAAAUAUAAUUUAAAUCUUUAAUUAGCAAAGGGUUAAAACAAGAAAAAACAAAAAAGAAAACUUGUCUUAAUUUAUGAUUAAUAACUAAAUAACUAAAAGAUGAUAAAGGCGAAGAGGAUUACAUUUUUAAAGUUUAGCUUAUUUUAAAUAAUAUUUUCAUUUAUUU